Molecule: messenger RNA, 6852 nt
Organism: Laetiporus sulphureus 93-53
Lineage: Eukaryota; Fungi; Basidiomycota; Agaricomycetes; Polyporales; Laetiporaceae
Exons: 24
Coding region: 1-6852 (2283 amino acids)
Biological process (GO): response to oxidative stress
Molecular function (GO): heme binding; peroxidase activity
Source: RefSeq, a predicted model, not a curated record
AUGUCCCCCGAUUCUACCAAAAUGACCCUGACCCCUUCCAUGGGCCCGAAACGCACUACGAGCAAAGCACGAGGUGCUGCUCCAUUGCGCGUGCGCUUCGUCGCAUCUGACCUAUCCAUCCCCUCCACCUCCCUGUCCUCCACGCCGACCUUCCCUUUAUCUAUUUCAUCCUCGACGUCUUCCCGCAAUCCAUCUCCCUCCGACACGCUGAUUGUCGCAGGUGCUCCCAAUGGCCACAAACGGCCGUCACGCACCGAGGAGUUGAUGCAGGGUUCCGAGAACGCCUAUGUCGUUUGGAGCUCGCGGGAGAGCUCAUUUGCACCAACAAUAUGGGUUGCAGAGGAUGGGAAGGGUGGGAAAGUGGAAGUGGGUGGAGCAGGUAGGGACGUAGGAACCAUGGGAGCAUCUGGGAGAGAGGAUGUCGAAGAAGUCAGCGCAGGCAUCGUUACGGCGAAUAAUUUGGACGGCAUAGCGGAUCAAUUCUCAGCAGAGAAUGUGAAAGCCUCUACGGAGGACCCAUCCGUAUCGCAAACCGCAGCAGAGACGACGCACGUCUCUCAUACAGAUGUCCCAUCACAGCCAAAGUCGGACGUCGAAGAUACCGAUGAAGCUGGCUAUAUGCGCGAAAACGAGCAAGAUACCGUCUUGAUGGCUGAUCCAGACGCUGUCCCUGGUGAAUGUUCUACUGGAAGAGCGCCCUUUGUGCCCGUCGCUUCUUCUGGUACCAAUAGCUCGAAUCGCACCGAAUCUCUUCCUUCCAUAGACACCAACAUAGUCCACGGCGCGUCAGAGCAGGCAUCGACAGUCGUGAUAGAUAGCUCCGCUUCUCCAGUGCCGGUCGCACAGAGGCGAUCGAGUGCCCGGCUUCAGAGCAGACGGGACAUCAGAGGAAAUGAGAGGGACGAGAACGCCGCCCCGGAACCUAGCGAUCAUCCUCUAGGCACUGGUGUCGAUAAAAGAACCAUCGGUCGUGACACGCAGAAACAGAAAGCCAGAAGACAUGCGAAGGCUAAGUCUGCCCAGAAUGUGAAGGGGAGACAGCCGCUCAGUCCGAAACGAGGUCGCGAAGUUCAGGAGGAUGCUGCAGCGGAAGCUCAGGAAGAGAACGGCACGGAAGAAGGUGCUCGCAAGAAGAGGGAUAAACGACGAAAGAUCAAUGAAGAUACCGAGACCCAAGUGCGAUAUGAUGCGAGUGCCGGAGGCAACCAUUCGCGGCCUUCGCAAGCAGAGAAUGGCCUACCGAGUACAGAUGCCCCCAAAGCUGCUGGCGCUAAGCAAGCUCAAGCAAUUGCUGCGAAUUGCGCAGUCGACGAGGUGCCAUCAUCAUCCACCAGUCUGUAUAUCCCUGUGCCAGAUGCCCAGACGUCCGUCCCUUACUUUGCCGUUUCCGUCCCCGAACAGGGACAGAACACCGCAGAGUCGUUCUGGAGACAUGAAAGAGAACCGUCGCUGCGAGAUGCAUCUCUGCGCACGACGCGAGCUCUUAAUCCUGUGAUAGUUCAAUACGCUCGACAGCCCGCGAUGCAGGCUUCCGUUCCGUCUGACUUUCAGCCUUUCUCUUUGAGAGGCGGAGGUCUUGCAGUGCCUUCUGCUCCACACAGCGCCAUGCCACCAGCGUUACGUGCAGUUGCUCCACCUUCUUUAAACCCAGAUAUCCAUCCCACCUUGCGUUCUGCUGCCACACCUACCCCACACCCUCCAAUCGGAUAUCGUUUCAGACAUCCGUAUUCGAUCCAGCAAGGGACAAAUACACCGCCUGUCCCACAUUCUGCUAGCGGAAGCCCUUACGUGCUUACUCCGGCACAGUCUCCACAGGCUCCGGAAAGAAUUGUGCGUUCAGUCUCGGACAUGCGGUACAAUCCCAUAGCACGUCCCAGGGAGAUUGAGCAUGCACACAUACGCGAUGCGCAUACAGGGGCUCGUUUCCGAGGCAAUAUGAUUGGCGGACACAGCGGUGCUGAAGUGCUCGCUAGCGUUCGUGGUCAACAUGUGUCUCUCGAUAUGGACUCUGGCCCACCAGGUUUUGAAGCGGGCUCAGCUCCUCUAAAAGCACAUUUCCAGCAGAACAUCCUUGGUUCUGCUAAUUCGGUCAUGGGCGACUGGCGUGAAGAACCUCGGCCGGUUGGUAGGUCGCGGUUAUAUCGCGUGAAUGUGCCUGUGGAUAAUUUGCAGAGCCAAGGUACAGGCGGCGCUGGGCUCAUCACGGGGAGUGCAAUUGAAAUGGCGUGUUCGCCUAGGGAGGUCAUGCCUGUACAUAUGCAGAUGCCUCAGCGUGGCGAUCCCGGACGGCCAGUGGAUACUCCUCCUCUACAUGACCGUCGCGCACCAACACCUUCCUCGAUGCACGCGCGACCUCACGCCGACAAGGCGGUGCAGCCACGGCCCGCUCCGCUCUCAUCUCUUCCCAACUUCAGCUAUUCACCUUCUAGUAUGGCUUCUGCAUUUGUUGCAGGUCCGCUGUCGACCAGGCCGCACAACAGUACUUCUACAGCGCACUGCCUGCCCAGUUUCUCGCCGGUUCCUGGGAUGUUUCCUCCCUUUCCUCCACAGCACGCACUACCGAUGCAGAUGCUGCCGCCGCCGCCAUUCGCGAUGCCCAUGCAUAUGCCCAUGUCCAUCUCAGCUUCUGGACCCGUGCCGAUGCCUGCAAUGAAGCCACCUCAUGCAUCUCAGAUGGCGCCUCCGUUAUUUCAUCCGCUUUCGGGCAUGAUGAGAAUGAGAACUGCGAGACGUGAUGAGGUUGGCGUCGCGCAGCACGAGGCGUGGUCGACGAUGUUUGCGCAGACGACGGCUGGUGCGGGGCAGAGACGUCUACAAAGGCGGAAAGGUGUGUUGAAGAAGUAUUUGAAGGAGGUGGGAGCUGAAGAGACGGAAGAUGACGAGACAGAGGAUGAGGCGGAGGGUGUGGAUGGGUCGCCCAGAGGGGAUGAUACUAAAAGUGAGAAUGGGGAGGGUGGGGACUGUGCUGGAGGCGCUGAGAAUGGAGGAGGGCUGGGAGAAACCGACCGAGAAGGAGGUGGGGGAAGUGGGGAAAGAUGUCAGGAAGACCGCGCUGAUGAUCAUGAUCAGUCGGAUGAAGGUAAGAAGGAUGCUGCAAAUGGAGAACAUGAUCCCGGGCAAGACCAUUCCAAUUCGAACGUAGACUCGGCGGAGAAGACUAUGCUCGACGACGAGGCGCGUUCUGAACGAGAUGAACGAACACCGAGAGCACCUGCGGUGCUGUGUCCAGGUCCUACGGGUGGUGACUGGAAUAUGCAAGAUCAACAGGGCCAGACGUAUGACCACACCGACGAUAUCAUAGAGAUCGAUCAGUCUGAAUGGACGGGCAGGAAGGUGUUCGCGCGGCCAACGCGCAUGGUGGAGCAACUCUACCAGUGCCCGCUCUGCCCUCGUAAUUUUAUGCUGCCGAACGGGCUCGCGAUUCAUUUGAAGUGGCACUGGGGAAAAACCAAGCUGGAUUGGAAGAGAGGUAUCAGCAAGAAUUCCAAGGUGGUCGCUAGGGCGAGAGAGGAAGCGGAGGCCCGUAGGAUGGCGAGGGAGGAGUGGGAAAGACAACAGGCAAAGACUGCUGCUGGACGAGACGUAAUAGACGGGGACCGAGCUACCACUGUGGCAGACUUCCCAAUGACUCCCCGCAUUCCUGUCUCUGCCACAUCAGACGCGUUUACCAUGCCCGUCAUCCCGCUCUCGACGCCCCGCUCGUCCGGUGGCCUCGCCUUCUCGCUGUUCUCGUCGCCUGCGGCGUCAGCUGCGGGUGCGUUCUUCCCGCCGGUCCAGGCGGGCGCGUUUUCGUUCGGGGUCGGAGAGCAUCUGCGGGCGCUGUCGCAUGGUUCGGUUGCGCAGAGUGCGCAAUGUAGUCCGCGAUUUGAUUGUGGCUGGAGGGAAGAGCACGAACGUGAGCCUUCGUGGAGUGAGAGGUUGUUUGGGACGGUGGACGAGGAAGAUGGGGCGGUGUAUGAGGAGGGCGUCUCCACUUCUACGUAUAAACCUCUUCGCUCCAUCUGCAUGUAUACUGUCCACAUUCCUUUGCCUCCUCUAUCAUCGCAAACUCACAAUAUGAACGUCAACGCGAACCGCAUCCUUAGCCCCCUCAACGAUGCCGCCGAUAUUGUCGCCGGCACCGACGCAUCUUUCUUCAUGGACGAUGCACUGCCCGUGCACCCCAUUCUUUCCAGUAGCAUCCAGGACAUCGAACGGAGCCUCAUCCGCGGCAAGCGCUUUUCUAUCGCUGACCUCCCGUCGUUCAUUAACGCCAUCAAACGUAUGGCCGGCGGCGGCGUAAAUGACCGCCUCUAUCUUCUUGAAAAGGUUAUCAUCGUCAUCGCCCGCUCCUCUGAGGACUCUAUCUUUUCCCAGAUUCUCGGGAAGGUCCUCAUCAACACCUUGUACAAGGACAUUCCGCAACCACCCAUGAGCUUCCUCAUGAUCCCUACUAUCGCGGUCCCAACCGUCCCGUCUAUGCUCAACGCCGUUAAUUACGCGUACCGCAGUGCCGAUGGCAGCAACUACAAUGUGCUUAUCCCUGCCCUCGGAAUGGCGCGCACGCCCUAUGUGCGCUCUGUACCCGGAACCACUCCUAUCUCGCCGCAGCAACUACCUGAACCUGGGCUUGUGUUUGACAGGCUACUAAAGAGGGACAAACAUGUCGAGCACCCCGGAGGCAUCUCGAGCCUGUUCUUCGCGCUCGCGAACAUCAUCAUCCACAGCCUCUUCCACACGAAUCCGCGCAAAUGGACGGUCAACGAAGCGAGCAGCUACCUCGACCUGAGUCCGCUCUACGGCAACUCCCAGGAGGAGAGCGAAAAAGUCCGCCGCAAGGACGGCACAGGGUGUCUGUGGGACGAUGUGUUUGCCGAUGCACGUCUGCUGUUCAUGCCUCCCUCAACAGACGCGCUGCUUGUGCUCUUCUGCCGGAACCACAACUACGUAGCGGAGCAGAUCCUCGCGAUCAACGACCUUAAAACGUACGCCGACCCCGCCACGCUCAGCAAGGAGACGUGCGCGGCGCAAGACGAGGAGAUCUUCCAGCGCGCGCCUAGUGAUCUUGAGCGACUACGUUGGCGCGAUUCUCGGCCUGACACGGGUGGGCCUGAAUUGGCGGUUGGACCCGCUUCAGGUACGCAUACGGCGAUGCGUGAGCUGAACCGCGAGUGGACGCCACGCGGCCACGGGAAUGUCGUCUCGGUUGAGUUUAAUCUGAUGUGCCGCUGGCAUGCCACGGUCUCUCAGCCGGACAACGACUGGACGAAUGCACUGUUUAAGGACAUAUUUAAGGAAAGCCCUUUGAUCAAGUGCGUCACGGAUCAGGACUUCAGGAAGGCGAUAGAGGAGUAUGUAAAGAGAUAUCCGAAGGAUCUACGCCAGUGGACGCUCAGCGGCCUCAAACGCGACUCGAGCGGGAGGUACAGCGAUGCUGAUCUUUCAAACAUCCUGUACGAUGCGACGGAGACGCCCGCGAGCGCGUUCAAGGCGCGGGGGAUCCCCGAAGCGCUGCGCGUCGUUGAAAUCAUUGGCAUCCUGGAAGCGCGCCGCUGGGGGACUUGUUCGCUGAACGAAUUCAGAAGCUUCAUGGGCCUGGCGCCGUACAAGAGUUUCAAGGAGUGGAACCCCGAUCCGGAGAUCCAUAGAGCGGCAGAGGCACUGUAUCAAGACAUCGACAAGUUGGAACUCUAUGUGGGCAUGCAGGCAGAGGAGACAAAGGGUUCGUUGGGUAUUGGCCUGUACGCGGGUCUCACGAUUUCGCGCGCGGUUCUCGCGGAUGCAGUCGCCCUUACGCGCGGAGAUCGAUUCCUCACUUUUGAUCUCACCCCAUUCAAUUUGACGACAUGGGGUUUCGAGGACGUGCAGGUCGACAAGAACGACGGCUCGUUCGGUGGAAUUCUGUCGAAGUUGCUGUUCCGAACGCUGCCUGCGUGCUAUCCCGCGGGCUCUGCGUAUGCGAUGUUCCCGCUUAUAGUGCCGAAGAAGAUGAAGGAAUCUGUGGAGAAAUGGCAGCAGAGCCCCGUUGACCAGUACUCCUGGACGCGACCGAAGGGUCCAGAGGACAGCACAAAUAAGUCCCAUGUCUUGAGAUGUACUAUAUGCCGAGAGCACUCCAAAUACCUCCCCGAUGAAGCUUUGAAGCUUGAGCUUGAGCUUGAGGACUUGAGCUUGGACACGCACGCUCUUGAAGAUAUCCGAGUGGUCGCUUCUCCAGAUGCUCAAUCGCACUUUCCCGAUGACGCAAAUCUCUUCCUUACUGUGCUAUCCUCCGCCCAAGCAGGCCAUGCCACUACAGAGCGGCUAGAACCGCAACUGCUGUUAUUGUGGAGCAUGGCAAAGAGCAUUGACAUUUCCGACUUCCAACGGUCGUUCUACAUCUUUGUGAUCUCGCUUCAUUACUCGGAUGGUCAUAUAGUUCCGCUUGCAUUCCACGUAUUAGGCCAAGUAGGAUGCUCUCCCAUGCGCUCGUCAUGGACAAUUGCAAAUGAUCUUCCGGUCAGUGACUUGAAUAUCACGUCGAGCUGGUACAUGACCACCUUGCCGAGCAACGACGAGCGCGGCCUGGUCGCUUCAGGAUAUCUCUCCUGGUCACUAGAGUGCCGCACGUCGCUGCGUUUCCGAGAUGCCUUCGCGUCCUCGAACCUCCCAAAUGAUCACCUCGGCUUCUUGACUUCCCAAGUGUUGCGUGGUAUCGAGAACGCGAUUCCCGCAUGGCACCCGGACAAGUCUCGCGUGCUGGACUUGGUCGCCUCCAGAGUUCGAAGCGAGGACGGUGGAGACGAUGAUGUGAAGCAGCUCGCGUCCAUGAGCGGGAACCUCUCCCUCCUUGACCAAACCUAUACGCCUUUGCCUCCCUCGUUAUUAGUGUGA